Molecule: messenger RNA, 2748 nt
Organism: Symbiodinium pilosum
Lineage: Eukaryota; Dinophyceae; Suessiales; Symbiodiniaceae
Source: the annotation of a GenBank genome assembly
AUGCUGCUUUGCAUUGUGGUGAGCAAUGUAACGACCGUGAGAUUUCUGAACCACUCCCUCCAAUUCAGCGUUGGUUUCUCAGACUCGCUUCCUGAGAACUUGGUGAUUUUGCAGACCACCGGGUCUGGGUGCGACAUGCGAGCCGUCGAUUUUGACGAGGAUGGUGACCUGGAUCUCGUUAUGGGUGAAAGCAAAAAAGACAAAUGGCGGCCCAGAUUUCACAGAUACUUUGAUCGAAUAUCAAAUGAUGUAUUGGAGGAGCUCACUGGAGAGCAGAAUCCCUUAGAGGUCUUUGGAGGCCAAGUGCAAGAAAUAGCUGACCUGGACGGUGAUGCGCGCAAGGAUGUAAUCGUGACUGACCACGAAGACGAUGAGCCGUAUAUUCCUUUCGGAAGAAAAAGUUUUGGAUGGCGAUGCUUCCGUCGUACAGCUGCUGGUACUUUCUUGGAGCCGCAGGAGAAUCCACUCGGAGAGAUCCAAUUCACAAGAACAUCGUGGAAGAACUUUGAGGUGCACGUGGACACUAAUUUUGGCAAAUGGAAUGUGAGGGCUUAUCAGCAUGUUGUGGACCUAGACCUGCGGCGCAAUACUCACUUUGACGCCUACAAGGAGAUCAGGCCUGGGAUCCAAUUCAGCUUUGCCACUGUAGACUGGAACAGGGAUGAACUUGAGGAUGUGGUGAUUAUGCAAUACAACAAGAACAAAGGGCACUUGGAGUUGCUCUUGUAUGAGUUUCAGUUCGACGCCAUGAAGGAAAUUGCUGGGAUUUUUGACAACGUUGCCCAGAGCAUGAAGGGUUCGGAUGUUGGCAGGAACUUUGUGACUCUGAUUGACUGGGAUCUAGAUGGGGACCUCGACCUCCUCAUAUCGUCCGCAUUUGAUGGCAAAUUGCAUUAUCAUGAGAUGGUCUCUGGGAGUUUCCAGGAAGAGGCUUCAUCGAAGAUUCUUCAUUUUGACAGCAAAGCUAAGGAUGGUGACCUGGAUCUAUUUCUGAGUCCACCAGACGGUCGAUACUUUGAGCAGUUGGCAGAUGGAAGUUUGUAUGAGUGGCCAGUUGAGCAAAGCCCUUUGGUGCGUGGUGUGAACCCCGCCUUUUUUAAUACAGCGGACCCCGAUUUGUAUGGCGUCUCUUGGCAUUUUGUGGACUGCGAUUCAGAUGGCGAUUUUGACCUAGUCUUUAUACCUCAAGCCAGGGGCUUUCCCUCGAAAAUCAAAGAGCACAAUGCCACACAUGAGUUACAACGCGGCACUGGUCUGUGCUUGGGUACAAAUCUCAGUCAGUACCGGGGAGGAGCAGCAGCCUUCAACAAGAACGUCUUUUCUGUUUCGAAUGGCCAGCUGAAGUACUUUGUGCAUCGCGCCUACCCCCUGGGAGAAGUUGCUGGGGAUUCCAUCGAACAAUGGGCUCCUGGAUUUUGCAUGCCAACUGACCCUUGCCAUGAAAAAGGAAUUUGUGCGUUUGGGCAGACGCAUUGCAGCUGCAUUGUGGGCCACAAAGCAGCCGACUGCUCAGGCUGCCAGCAACAGUAUUAUCAUAGCGCACGCUCCCAGAAGCUGAAGGCGCCAGAUUGCAAGGCGUGUCCUGGUGAUGGCCAGGUUUGUUUUGGUCGUGGUUCUUGCUUCGAUGACGUGGUGGCUAAAGGUCUUGAGGAGUCUACAGCUGCAUGGAUGGCCACCGGCAAUGGUUCAUGUAGCUGCCAUGAAGCCAGUUUUAAUGGUACAGAUGCCGAGAGCCGAAAUACAUGCAUGAAUGGAAAUUGCCCUGCUGGCACUGAAGAGAAGGCUGGUAGAUGCAGUCUUUGUCUUGGUGGAUCUUUCUCCAUUGCUGGGGGCCUUUGCGCAAAAUGCAGUGCUGGGAAGUUCUCCGUAGACGGAAGCAGCACAUGCUCAAGUUGCUAUCCUGGAAGAGUUGCGAGAGAACCAGGCAAUUCAAGCUGUGCAGCUUGUCCGGCCGGAAAGCAUGAAAUGGACAAGCAGUUUUGCGCCCUUUGCCCAGAGGGCACCACUUCAGAAGCAGGUAGCAGCUCUUGCAGCCCGUGUGAUGCUGGCCGUUUUGCCAAAGAGUCCGUCUCAUGUGAGCUAUGCCCUGGUGGGAGUUAUGCUGGCCGUGGAAGCAGCAGAUGCCUGAGGUGUCGUGUGGGGAGCGUCUCAACUCCAGGCAGUGCUGUGUGCAGGAGUUGUGAUGGCCUACUCGUCCGAGCCAGCUCUGAUGAGAUGAAUCAAACAUGCCAAGUGGACAUGCUGGACAUUGUUUGGGGCUUGGUUUGCUGGUUGGCCGCGGCCACGUUCUGCUUCCUGUCUCUGACUUGUUUGAUGGGUCGUCUUCCCAUUUCAGAUAUCUCCGUGCAGAGUGAGAAGCUGGUGAUCACCACCGCCGUGGCGCACUACCUUCUCAAACAAGCACAUCCUUCUGUAUCUUUUACUGGCACUGGUGUACCCGCCUUGGAUGCGAUGGCGGCAUGGAAGGUGACAGUCUUGAGCUUGUACCAACUUACGCUGCACGGCGAGCAGGUCUCCAUGCCGUUGGAUACAUCAAUGGGGCAUUUGCACCUCAAACUACAGCACCGAUUGUUGUCUGUGGGGAUGUGGCAUUGCCCAGUCAUUGUAUGGUGCUUGUUCUUCGUUGCGGUCGCUGCAGGCGCCGCAACCCAACUCAAGUGGUCUCUGGCUCUUGUGGCGUGGGGUCUUGGUCUUUGCACAGGCAUCUUGGCCUUUGCGUUGCGGCGAAGGCACGGCAAUGCUCAUUAA